AUAACAAAAUAGUUUUCGUUUCUGACGGAGAGAUCACACGAUUUGUCUGUGAUUUGAUGUGAUUUUUGUGUCAACACAUCCCUCCUCUGAACACAAUAUCCCUUCUCUUUAUUAAUGAUUACUUUACGUCACUUCACACCAGUCUCGCGAAGUCUCCCAAACCUACUCCUCCGUCAAAGAAGUCAACGCGUUAUACGUUUGGUUCACUCGACACAAGUGGUUAACAUGUCUUCAACGAAGUGGUAUAUGAAUCAAACGCUGGAUGAAAGCGAUCCCCAGCUCUUCCAACUGAUCCGGGAUGAGAAGAGGCGCCAGAAGCGCGGUCUCGAAAUGAUUGCCUCCGAGAACUUUACCAGUCUUUCGGUGCUCCAGAGUCUCAGCUCUUGUCUCCAUAAUAAGUACUCCGAAGGAUAUCCCGGACAGAGAUAUUAUGGCGGAAAUGAAGUGAUCGAUCAGAUCGAGAGAUUGUGCCAAAAGCGAGCCCUCGAGACGUACGGCUUGAAUCCGGAGGAAUGGGGUGUCAAUGUGCAGCCCUACUCGGGAUCGCCCGCCAACUUUGCCGUCUACACGGCGCUGGUGGGCCCGCACGGGCGCAUUAUGGGCCUGGAUCUGCCCGAUGGCGGACACCUCACUCACGGCUACAUGACUGAGAAGAAGCGCAUUUCCGCCACUUCUAUAUUCUUCGAGUCGAUGCCAUACAAAAUCAAUGUCGCGACAGAACUCAUCGAUUACGACGAACUCCAGCGAAACGCUAAACUCUUUAAACCCAAACUAAUCAUCGCUGGCAUCAGUUGUUACCCAAGAAAUCUGGAUUACAAGCGCUUCAAACAGAUCGCGUCGGAGAACAGCGCACUCUUGAUGGCGGAUAUGGCGCACGUGAGCGGUCUGGUGGCCGCCAAACUGGUGCCCUCGCCCUUCGAGUACUGCGAUAUCGUCACCACCACUACCCAUAAGACGUUGCGGGGACCGCGCGCCGGCAUUAUAUUUUACAGGAAAGGCGUUAAAUCUGUGUCCAAGACGGGCGAGAAAGAGCUGUACGACUUCGAGGAUAAGAUAAAUCAGGCGGUGUUUCCCGGCCUUCAGGGCGGCCCUCACGACAACUCCAUCGCUGGUAUCGCCACAGCCAUGAAACAGGCGGCCAGUCCUGAGUUUGUCGAAUACCAGAAACAAGUGGUGAGUAAUGCCAAGACAUUGGCCACAAGCCUGCAGUCGAAGGGCUAUAAGUGUGUGACCGGCGGCACUGACAACCACUUGGUUUGGGUGGACCUCAGACCUAAGGGGCUGAACGGCGCCAGAGCUGAGAGGAUUUUGGAGGAAAUCUCAAUCGCUUGCAAUAAGAACACAGUUCCGGGCGAUAAGUCUGCGCUGAAUCCCAGUGGCAUCCGAUUGGGAACUCCGGCGCUCACCACCCGAGGCUUGAAAGAGGCGGACAUCGAGAAAGUGGUUGAGUUCAUAGAUGAAGGUCUCAAAUUGGCGCAAGAAAUCAAAGCCGCGUCGCCCGGCGUUCUGCUCAAAGACUUCUUGUCGACUAUGAAUACCGAGAAGUUUCGCUCAAAAAUCCAAUCUCUGAGAGGAAAUAUCGAGACAUUUGCCGAGAAGUUCCAAAUGCCUGGAUAUGAGGACUACUAAAACCCAUGGUUUCCGUGGCGCUCAAGAACUCCGAAAAUAGGGAAUAGUUUUAUACUUUUUUGAUAAGUUGUCGC
Oppiella nova is the source of this 1703-nucleotide messenger RNA. Lineage: Eukaryota; Metazoa; Arthropoda; Arachnida; Sarcoptiformes; Oppiidae. The record is from the annotation of a GenBank genome assembly.